Marchantia polymorpha subsp. ruderalis is the source of this 1001-nucleotide messenger RNA. NCBI's taxonomy places the organism in Eukaryota, Viridiplantae, Streptophyta, Marchantiopsida, Marchantiales, Marchantiaceae. The record is from the annotation of a GenBank genome assembly.
GAAAAUUGGAGAAAGUCGAGAAGAAGCCCAGGCAGAGCGCCAUCGUUGUCAUUCAAUCACCAUGAUCGCCACACGAGGGAGUCCUGACCUCUUUGAGUGGAGUGGGUAAUAAAGAUAUGUGAUUGAUUGUCUAGCCACUGAAAGUGCUCGCGCUCCCAUGCAGCCUCAACAUUGCUGUAUCUGUGAGCGUCGGUCUUUCAGUGGUGUAAGGAGCAGGCACACCUGUUACUCCUGCAGUCAGGAAAAAGGCAUUCAGAUCGUUCUGCUCAAUGUCAGGUUCUUGGUUUGCAGUCAGCCACGGAGGGGAAUCGUCAUCGCCGAAGAAAUCAUUGUGGUCAGCCAUGGAGCAAAACGAUGAGAUACUCUCUUCGAAACAAAGAACUGAAUCAGCUAUUCAGCGUCCAGAAUUACAGGUCAAUUCCGACGGCAGAUUUAUAAACACUCAACAGUUUUUCCCUGAAAGUGAGGUCGCGGAAUUAAAGUGGGCUAACGCUCCAUGUAUGUCGCUACUGCCUCAUAUUUUAGAAAGCUUGUCUAGCUUUGGUGGAACUGCUUCGGUGCAUUGCGCUUUGUUUGCUGCAUAUUGAGGAUUAGGAACUCAUACACCGAUUCGUGAGCAUUCCCAAAUGUGCAACAUUUCUCUACUCACGUUGAAGAAGGUCCAAAGACCGAAGAGAAUGAGAAAGUAGCGUCAUUAUAAGCUCCAGCAUGAGGCGCAAGGGGUGAUUGUGCAGAAUAGCCGCCGGUGGUACAUGCAGACUUUAAGGUUUCUGAAUUCCAUGCAGUCAUCAGUAUUACUCAAAACGCAGAUACCGAGCCUUGACUCGUUGUACUAGAAUCAUUUAUACUGAACCCAUUCACCCUUGCAGAUCAAGUCUGGAUGAUGAGUCGACAUUGUACAAGGAGAACAUUUGUGAUAUAGCAACAUAAUUCCAGGAUGUAAUGUAAGUGUUUAUGGAGUUUUCCAACUUCGAAAGUAAUGAAAUAUGAAGGGUCUCUGA